GCCCUGUGCCCAUUGGGAUCCAGAAGCUGACUCUGGAACACAAAGAAGAGAGAGGGAAAGAGACUUCAGUUGGCUUUUCAUCUGCAGAGGCAGAGGGAGGAGGUUGAUGCACUAUAGAUAGCGGGAGCGAGGGAGAGGGAGAGCGAGAGGGGGAGCGAAGCGAUUGCAGUCAGGCUCAGUUGCUGCUGUCACAAGCUGAAGGCUCAGUGAGUGUUAUCAUAGGAAGCUGGAGGAGCAACAUCACAGUCCCACACACACACACACACACUCUCCGGACAGACGGACCGCAGAACCAGAGACGCACAGACAACACACACGGCGAGUGAGGACCAGUCUUGCGAAUGUGGAUCGACCACCGGUCAAGUUCUGGGUGUCUGGUUCAGUGAUUCAGCCCCAGCGGUGCAAAGGUAGAGAGGGGGCAUGGUAGCUGUUCCAGGCCUGGGUUGGCCUGGCCUGCUCAUGUUGCUGCUGACUACUGUGGCCUCCACUCAGAGCCAAGGCUGUCCCCAGCGCUGUGAGUGCAUGGCCAAGCUCAAGUCUGUGGCAUGCCACGGCAAGCGCCUGUCUGCCCUCCCCGACGGCAUCUGCUCGGACACACGCCUGCUGGACCUGAGUGGGAACAGGCUUCGCUGGGUGGAGCAUGGCGACCUCCUCUCCUACCCUCGGCUGGAGGAGCUGGACCUGAGUGAGAACAUUAUCAGCGUCCUGGAGCCCAACGCCUUCUCCAGCCUGCAGAACCUGAGGGUGCUGUCGCUGAGGGGGAAUCAGCUCAAACUGGUCCCCAUGGGCGCAUUCUCACGCCUCACCAACCUCACCACGCUGGACCUGAGCGGGAACAAGAUUGUCAUCCUGUUGGACUUCACCUUCCAGGACCUGAAGAGCCUGAGGAACCUGGAGGUUGGUGACAACGACCUAGUCUACAUCUCCAACAAGGCCUUCCUGGGCCUGGUGGGGCUGAGGGAGCUCACCAUUGAGAGGUGUAACCUGACCUCCAUCUCCAGCCAGUCUCUAUCCUACCUCCGCAGCCUGGUCACUCUGCGCCUGCGCUACCUCAGCAUCUCCUCCCUGGAGGACCAGAACUUCCGUAAACUGGGCGGGCUGCGGGGGCUGGAGAUCGACCACUGGCCUUUCCUGGAGCACAUCUCCCCCCACAGCCUCCAGGGCCUUAACCUGUUCUGGUUGUCAAUCACCAACACCAACAUCACCUCCGUGCCCACGGCCGCCCUGCGCAGCCUGGCCCUCCUCACCAGCCUCAAUCUCUCAUACAACCCUAUCUCCGUUCUGGAGUCUUGGGCCCUGAGGGACUUGGUCCGUCUGAAGGAGCUGCACCUGGUUAACACCAACCUGAUGACGGUGCAGUCGUACGCCCUCGGCGGCCUUCGGCAGAUCCGCCUGCUCAACCUGUCCACUAACGCCCUGGUAACCCUGGAGGAGGGCGCCUUCCAGUCCGUCAACACCCUGGAGACGCUGCGUGUGGACGGGAACCCUCUGUCCUGUGACUGCCGCCUGCUCUGGAUCCUCCAGCGCAGGAAGACCCUCAACUUUGAAGGGAAGUCCCCAGUGUGUGCGGGCCCAUUGGAGGUGCAGGGCAGGGCCCUCAGCGCCUUCUCAGACUCUGCCCUCUUCGACCACUUUACCUGCCAGAAGCCCAAGAUACGCAACAGGAAGCUGCAGCCAGUGACUGCCAGGGAGGGCCAGGUAGUGUCCUUUGUGUGCCAGGCGGAGGGUGAGCCCACACCUAUCAUCUUCUGGGUAUCUCCCCAGCGCCGCCGGAUCACUACCAAGAGCACUGGACGUGUCACUGUCCUACCCGAGGGAACGCUGGAGAUCCGCUACGCCCAGAUGACCGACAGCGGCACCUACAUCUGCAUCGCCAGCAAUGCUGGGGGCAACGCCACCUACUUUGCCACGCUGACCGUGAGCGCGCUGCCUCUAGACGCGGCACUCAUGGCCAACCGCACAUACUACACAGGUGACCUCAACGAGACCAAUCUGAACGACACCAAGGUCUUCCUCAAGUUCACCUUGGACCUCAAGACAAUCCUGAUAUCCACAGCCAUGGGGUGUUGCUUGUUCCUUGGGGUGGUGGUUUUCUGUUUCCUGAUGCUGUUCGCAUGGAGCCGGGGUCGGGGACAGCACAAGAAUAACUUCUCAGUUGAGUACUCUUUCAGAAAGGUGGAUGGCCCUGCUGCCAGCGGCGGACAAGGAGGGGCCCGCAAGUUCAACAUGAAGAUGAUUUGAGUCAGAAAACGGGUCGCUCUGUUUACUAGGAUGGGGACACAAUAAUGACUUUGGACUUUAUGAUUCUGAUCCCUGUCAGUUCAGAAAUCAACUCAUUAGGUUGAUCUAAGACAAUUUACUAAGACUUUGUUUCGUACUAUGUCUGUAUCAACAAAAAGUAAAUAGGUAAAUUGAUUUGGUACAGACACAUAUUCUCUCAAUUGCUAUUUGUGUAUUGUGGUCUGUCUUGUGCAGAGGAGUCUGGAUGAUAGUUAAAGAUGUCACAACAUCCUAUUAACCGUUAAGAUUCAAAACACAACACCCCUGCACAGCUCCAUCUGUCUCUCUGCAGUGCACCCUCCCCUUUAAGGUUAUGUUAUGAUGAGUUUCUGGUAUUGAGAAGUGAGGAUGCAAGAAUUUACUUA
Coregonus clupeaformis (lake whitefish) is the source of this 2645-nucleotide messenger RNA. Its product is annotated as leucine-rich repeat and immunoglobulin-like domain-containing nogo receptor-interacting protein 3. The coding region runs from base 421 to 2241 and encodes 606 amino acids. Lineage: Eukaryota; Metazoa; Chordata; Actinopteri; Salmoniformes; Salmonidae. The record is from RefSeq and is a predicted model, not a curated record. The transcript is spliced from 2 exons. Gene Ontology annotation, cellular component: extracellular matrix. Gene Ontology annotation, molecular function: protein binding.